UUCUUUAGACAAAAGAAGGAUAACAGUUAGACCUGUUUGAUCAGUCCUGGUUCCCCAGCCCCCUCUUUUCAGAGAUAGAUAAGUUUGGCAAACAAUCUCGGACUAGUCAUUCUCAUCAUUGGAUCCCCCCAAGGAAAGGCUACUCAAGUUGUUACAAAAAAUCUGAUCUAAUUUACAUUCUGGAUUUGGAAUCACACCUGUGUUUAAAACAUUUUAGCUGUGUUUCAAUUUUGAUGCAUUGUAUUUCUUGAACUCCAGACAUCAUUUUGAGGUUCUACACUUAUGAUACAUGUAUAUUCCUCUUUGUUUUUGGAUAUGGAUGCAUAUUGCAGAUAAACCUGUGGACCAUAUACUCCUGGAUGUUGUAGGAUUUAUUUGAUUUUUUGAAUGCCAACCAGCAGUGCCUACAUUUGUGGCCAUUUUGCGUACAUGAUGUCAACUUCUUAGAACUCUGGAUUUUAUGCAUCAACAUCAUCUUUUUGAUUUAAGAAAGUAACUUAUCUUUUCCAGCUCAAUCAGUAUUUUCCCAGGCGAAGCAACCAAGGGACAUCGUGUCCUCUUUUGAACUUUCUCUCUACUGCACCUGUUUGUAGGGAUUUCCCCUAUUUUGAAAUUUACCACCAUGAAUGCUGCAGUGCAUCCCCAUACCCCAGCCUCCAAUUCGCCCAUGCCAAUGGUAUACUAUGCACAGUGUCCACCAGCCGGUCUAGACUAUAUGCCAGAGAUGCAUGAAGCAAUGGAUUAUGUAACAAUGCACCCACACAUGAUGGCAGGGCAGCCCCAGCUUCCACCAGGGUCCAUCUACCAACCUCAGUUUGCCCCUCAGAAUGGUCUGGAACCAUACCAACAGGCCCCUCCUGGUGGCCAACCUCCAGCUGCCUAUCCACCUGCACCAGCCCCAGUACCUCAGACCCAGCCAGGAGAGCAACCAGUAGCGAUACAAGCAGCAUACUCACAACCGGGCGAAGUGCCACCGGGAUACACGCAGACAGCAGAACAGUUCUCACAAGCACAGGCAGCAGCCGCAGCAGCACAGGCCGGAGCGGAACAGGCCGGCGCAACGUCACAACCAAACCUUCUUAGUCCUCAGCCUGUAAGUAACAAACCUCACCAGAAUAAAAAGGUUUGUGAUCAAUAGCAAACAUAGCAAUUU
Molecule: messenger RNA, 1153 nt
Organism: Lytechinus pictus (painted urchin)
Lineage: Eukaryota; Metazoa; Echinodermata; Echinoidea; Temnopleuroida; Toxopneustidae
Product: calcium-binding protein P-like
Exons: 2
Coding region: 623-1138 (171 amino acids)
Source: RefSeq, a predicted model, not a curated record